Messenger RNA from Epinephelus moara (kelp grouper), 6702 nucleotides. RefSeq names its product small G protein signaling modulator 1b (gene sgsm1b). Gene Ontology annotation, biological process: activation of GTPase activity. The transcript is spliced from 24 exons. The record is from RefSeq and is a predicted model, not a curated record. NCBI's taxonomy places the organism in Eukaryota, Metazoa, Chordata, Actinopteri, Perciformes, Serranidae. Bases 497 to 4417 code for a protein of 1306 amino acids. Gene Ontology annotation, molecular function: GTPase activator activity.
UGAGACCUUAAUUAAUUUGACCUGGGGCUCAUUAACUGUAAUUAUCACAUGUGUGAAUCAGGCUCUGAAGAUUUUCAUGGAUAAUGUGACUGAGAAACUUUUCAUAAAAAUAUCUGAUAUCUGUAUCUGACUCAUUUGGCACAGUGAACAAACCUUGCAUAUGCCCAGGGAGUGGAGGAUACGUGUGUAGGUGUUGGCGUUGCACGGCUUAAUGUAUAGGCUACUGUGGCUUUAAAGGGGUGUUGGUUCCCUGAGAGGUAACAGACAGGUUUAAUUCAGUCACACAGACCACAUCGCACAUCUCGGAGCCUCUCUGCCUUUAUACCACUGUUGUCUUCAUUGCAUCCAAGAAGACAUCCUCCAAGAUAACCGUGCGUGUCAGCCGCUACACCCUUCCCGGAGCGAUGGGAGGUACAGCCGCGGUUAUUAUUUUCCUGUCGUGAGCCCUGUCAUCGUUUUUAUUUCCCACACUGGCAGUCUGAUCUGCAUAUUCAUAAUGUUUUCUCCCGUGACAGAGGCCGAGACGCGUCAGAAACUGCUGCGCAAUGUGAAGAAAGAGGUGAAACAAAUCAUGGAGGAGGCAGUAACGAGGAAAUUUGUGCAUGCCGACAGCAGCCACAUCAUAUCCUUCUGCGCUGUGGUGGAGGCCUGCAUGCUUCAUGGGCUCAAGCGCCGUAUCGCAGGCCUGCUGUGCAGUAACAAGGUCGCAGCACUCUUUAUGAAGGCGGCAAAAACCUUUUCGCCUGCUGAGGAACUCUGCAACAAGGUCCAGGAACUGGAACAGCUCAUCGACAACAGCAAGCAGAACAACUCCUCACUGAGUAAUGACCGCAGUCGGCAGUCCAAGCUGGCCAACCUCCCCCCUCAGGCACUGAAACACCUGUGGAUCCGGACUGCACUGAUGGAGAAGCUCCUGGACAAGAUUGUCCUUUACUUGGUGGAGAACAGCAGUGCCUUCUAUGAGAAAGAAGCCAUGCUGAUGGAUCCGGUGGAUGGACCAAUUCUUGCAUCUCUAUUGGUGGGCCCUUGUGCUUUGGAGUACACCAAAGUUAAGACAGCAGACCACUUCUGGACGGACCCAUCUGCUGACGAGCUUGUUCAGCGGCAUCGCAUCCACAGCAGCCACUGUCGGCAGGAUUCGCCCUCCAGACGGCCUGCCCUGAUCCAGAAGAGACAGUCCAGUGGUAGCAUGGAUGAUCGCCCUCUCAUGUGGGUGAGGGACUAUGUUGAAUCGCUGCACCAAAACUCCAGAGCCACGCUUCUGUUUGGAAAGAACAAUGUCCUGGUGCAGCCGAGAGACGACAUGGAGGCCAUCCCAGGCUACCUUUCUCUCCAUCAGACUGCAGACCUCAUGACACUGAAAUGGACGCCCAAUCAGCUGAUGAAUGGCAAUGUGGGGGAGCUGGAUUCUGAGAAAAGUGUUUAUUGGGAUUAUGCCAUGACAAUUCGUUUGGAGGAGAUUGUGUAUCUCCACUGUCAUCAGCAAGUGAACAGUGGUGGAACAGUAGUUUUGGUGAGCCAGGAUGGGAUCCAGAGACCUCCUCUACAUUUCCCCAAAGGAGGCCACCUACUCCAGUUUCUCACCUGCCUGGAGACCGGCCUGCUACCUCACGGACAGCUGGACCCACCGCUCUGGAAUCAGAGAGGAAAGGGAAAGGUUUUCCCCAAACUGCGAAAGAGGAGUCCACACGGCUCAUGUGACUCUGUAUCUGAUAAGGAAGAUGAUGAAGCAACCGAUUAUGUGUUUCGGAUCCUCUUUCCUGGCAAUCAGAUGGAGUUCAUGGCCCUGGAGCUGAUGGACCAGGGCGUGAACAUGUGGCAACCAACACCUAGAAAGUCCUCGUGCUCCUCCUGCUCACAGAAUGGCUCCUCUGAUGGCUCGCUGCCUAAUGGCUGUAAUCAGGAAAGGGCUCCCUUAAAGCUCCUUUGUGACACCAUGAAGUACCAGAUAAUCUCCCGUGCUUUCUAUGGAUGGCUUGCAUACUGCCGUCAUCUGUCCACAGUCCGUACCCACCUUUCUGCUCUGGUCAACACCACCAUAGUGGACCCUGAUGUGCCCUGUAAUGCUCGAGGAGGCCUCUCUGUGGAGGUUUGGAGCCGAUUCCUCAAGGACAGCUCUGCGUAUGAGGAAGAGGAGAUACACAGGCUUGUGUAUUUCGGUGGUGUGGAUCCCUCACUACGUAAAGAGGUCUGGCCCUUCCUGUUGGGACACUACGGCUUUAACAUGACUGAAAAAUGCCGGCAAGAGAUUGACGAAAAGAUACGGACCAUGUAUGAGCAGACCAUGAAGGACUGGCAGGGCUGUGAGGCCAUUGUCCGUCAGAGGGAGAGAGAGAAACACGCUGAGGCCCUCGCCAGAUGUUCGUCUGGAGCCAGUGUGGAAAGAGGGCCGGUGCAGCGGGACUCCACCAUCAGUACAGAUUCGUCUCUAAGUAGCAGCUCAGAUCCACAGAAUGUCGCCUCGCAGAGUGACUCCAGCAGCAGCAGUGCACAGGUAUUUGGGUCGGUUGAGGCAGUGGAUCAGAUUGAGACUGAGCCCAGGGCUGAGGAAGGAGAAGUGCAGCCCUGCAGUCCAUUGAAGGACAUCACGAGUGGCACUGCAGACGCCCCGCAACUUCCCUCCUGCAGCCCGUUCUCCCCAGACCUGUCAGAUCAAUGCACAGUGUCAGAAAACAGCCUUCUUGUAACAGAGUCAGCUGUUGGAUCUGCAACCAAUGAGCAGUCAGAGGAAGCAUCAGAAGUCUUACAUGAGAAAGACAAAACUGGAUCAAAGCCAGAUGGAGAGGAUGUAAUGGACCCAGUAGCCAAGGACGAGGUUUCAGAGACAAAGGUGGAGACAGUCUCAGAGGGUGAGGUGGUUAAGGACUGUAGAGUCAGUGAGUCGAGACAGACAUCUGAACCUGAAGAAAAACCUGACGCAAAAGAAAAAGACACAGCAAAUGAGCAAUCUGCAGAUUUAAAAGCAGUAGACACAAAUACAAAUUUAAGAAGUGCUCCAGAGAGCACUAAUGUUCUAAAGCUAGAAAGAGAGAUUCAUAAUGAGUAUUUCCAAGCACCUCCACUCGGGCAGAUCUUGACAUUUCAAGCGCACAAGAGCAAAGGUCUGGAAGUGGAGCCAUUAUGUCCGCCUGCAGCAGAAAAAGACACUAAUCCAGAGAGUGAAAAGAAGUCGGAGAUUUCUGACAAACCUGAAACAACUUCUGAAAAAACCCCAUCACAAAUUCCAAAGGCCUGCACCACAGAGUCAGAAAGAAAGGAUGCCGAAGCAGCAGUGUGUGACUUGGCUGAAACCAAAAAAGCUGCAGAAAUUCCAUUUGAGAAACCUGGUUCAAACUCACCCGUCAGACAAGUCCUGAACGCUCUCCAGUCGGCGUCAAGGGGCAGCCUUUCUCUAUCGUCCCACUCUCGGCAGUCUCCGGACACAGCAGAUUCAGACGACUCCCCUUCUGCCCUGGAAAUGGAGGACAUUCCUGCAGGGACGUGCGUGACAUCUGAGGAUAUCAAGGCCAGGCCUUUGGCGUGUCUUGCUGCACCUCCUGUCUCCCUUGCGCAACGACAGAAAAUGGCUUCAGAGGACCUCGCCCCAGAUCACCAUCUGGACACAGCCUGUAACACCAGUCCUGAGGGCACCGACCUGGGCCUUUCUGAAGAGGAGCCUGAGAUGGAAAAUGUGCUCACUGAACCUGAGUCUGCAGAGGUGGGAGGCACCAAGCAUGAUGAAUCCUCAGAAGAACAAACCUAUUCUCAAGAAACACUGGACAUGUAUUUGAUUAAUUUGCAUCGCAUCGACAAAGACGUCAGACGUUGUGACAGAGCGUAUUGGUACUUCACUCCUGAGAACCUGGAGAAGCUGCGUAACAUCAUGUGCAGUUACGUGUGGCAGCAUCUGGAUACAGGUUACGUCCAGGGCAUGUGUGAUUUGCUGGCUCCCCUGCUGGUUAUUCUGGACGAUGAGGUUAUGGCAUUCAGCUGCUUCACUGAACUGAUGAAGAGGAUGAACCAGAAUUUUCCUCAUGGAGGUGCCAUGGACUCUCACUUCGCCAAUAUGCGUUCUCUGAUCCAGAUCCUGGACUCUGAGCUGUUUGAACUGAUGCAGCAGAAUGGAGACUACACUCACUUCUACUUCUGUUAUCGCUGGUUUCUACUUGACUUCAAAAGAGAAAUGGUGUAUGAUGAUGUGUUCUCCGUGUGGGAAACAAUCUGGGCAGCCAAGUACACCUCCUCUGAGCACUUUGUGCUCUUCAUUGCUCUGGCACUUGUGGAGAUGUACAGGGACAUCAUCCUAGAAAAUAACAUGGACUUCACAGACAUCAUAAAGUUCUUUAAUGAAAUGGCAGAGCGACACAACGUCCCCCAGGUCCUGAUGAUGGCUCGAGACCUGGUCAACAAAGUGCAGACGCUCAUAGAAAACAAGUGAUGCUGCUGACCUGCUGCUGCUCCCAUGUUUCUUUGUGCUGAAUUGUUUCAAAAAUACUGGCACAACCACUUAAUAGUCAUGUAUUCAAGAGGAAUGGGAAUCAGUGUUUAAUGAAAUGCAGCGAUUGGUAUGUGCUGAAAAGACAACUGGUCAUUAAAACUGGCCAUCAUUACAUAAGAUAGUUGUAUAACAACUUUCCAGUUUCUCCUCUCUAUAUUCAGGAGAUGCAAAUAUUGCCAGUAAAUUUAUUUUUUGAAGUGUUAUUGUUCACCCAGUGAAUGUACCCUUGCUGAAACUGCUUCAGGAUGUUAUUUAUUUUGCCUUAAAUUGAGCUAUUUUUUCAGGGAUACAGCAACCAAAUUCCUUCACCGUAUUGUUCUUCUGCGAGGUUGAUUUUGUUCAGUUACACCCGCCACACAUCUCGUGAUACACUUGAAUAUGUUUUCAGUAUUAUUAUGAUUAUUACGUUGUAUUUAUUUUGCUGAAAUUGUAGCUACCAUGAUGAAACAUCUUGUAAUGCACUUGAAUAUAUUUUCAGUAAUGAUAUCUGGCAUUGUUAGAUGAUUUGGUUUUGUGAGAGGUACUUUAGAGGAGGUUGUGUCCACGUAGCAUGUGUGGUUUGCUUCUCAACAGCCAUUCUGAGGACCACUCGCUGGCUUCUCUGAGGCUCGAUGGUCCUCGUCUCGUGUUUGCCUCUGAUGCACAAAAGCUUGCAGGAUAUCCGGACCGAACCUGGGAACUCUGUGCAGUCCUGCAUGACUGCACACAGUCUCCAUAUACAGUACUGCCCUCUGGUAUCAAGCUGUCAUACUCUGUGCUCCUUUUAUCUCAGACCUCCUCUAUGCAUUGAUUCGCUUUUAUUUCCGUGCACACUGGUUCAAACUCUCUUCUCACCUUACAUGACACAAUGCUGCUCAGGCUGAAGUAUUCAGCAUCAUCAAGACAGUACAGUGCUAACAGAUUCUGCUUUCUUGCAGCGCCAUGAUAGCUGCUGUGGUAAAUUCUAAUGGAGUGUGCAGUGAAGGCAGCAUGCUUCCUUUACACUUCUCUUUUUCACUUUCAUCUUAAGAUCAGUUCCUUGGUUUUCUGUGUCUCUUUUGCCCUGCCAAUCUUGGCUGCCUUGUCUUCAACACGCUCUAGUUCAUUUUUGUUAUAUGCCCAAACUUUUGGCAACAAGCCUUAUAAGAAUUGUUGAUAUUUUUUGGGGUAAACAUGCAAUUUUCUUCAUUAUUACCUCAAGAUCCCCGUGUUCAUACCUGUACUCUGGACCUCUCAUUCAAGGCUUGAGCCAGUGUCAGAUUAGCUUCGACACUUUUCCUCUGCUGCAUUUUGUCUCCUGUAAAGCUAGUUUGAACCAGAUGGCACCUUCCACCUUGAUGGGCUCACCUCCUUCCUUCAUUUAUUCAUUCAAAGAGCAGUUAACUUUUGCUCAGCCUGCUGAAUUUUAUCUGCUGCCCUCCAGUUCCUUGGAGAGCUCUCUUUUUGGCCAGACUGCACACCUCCUCACACAAGAGUUUGUUCAUUGUGCUGUACACACAGUACUGCUUAGACUUUCAGAACUUCAGCUACUUUUAAAUAUGAUUUUUCGAAGCCCUCAUGAGGUUUUCACAAUCUAGCAAGUACCAGAGGGUCAGGUUAUUACAUUUAAAGGGUCAUAUAAGGGUAGCCAGUCCGUGGUAUGUAGCCAUUCAGAUACUUUUGGUUUUAUGUGUGUAUGUUUACACUACUUAAUCUUCUGCUGCUAAUCCAAUUUCAUUUGUUCAGCUGAAAAUGAACAUUUAACGUCAGUGUUUCCUUACAGAAACAAUGUCCCGGAGACCCUGACGUCAAUAGCUUAAAUUGGUCUAAUAAGGUUUAAAAGGGCCUGUGAAUCUGAUCUGUUCCAUCAGGUCUCGACACAUAAAUACAAAACUAUGUACAUGGCUAGAUACCAGCAUGUCAGAAAAUAUGAUUUAUUGGUGCCACUCACGGUUGCAAAAUAGCCAAAACACACUCAUGUUGGGUUCACUGUGGCUAAAAUACCAGUGUUUUGAUAUCACUGCUAACGUGUCUCCAUAUGAUCUUCUAAAACAUGCCUGAGUAUUGCUGUUUCUGUAUUGCUGUGUUUGUUGUCAGAAGAUUUAUUGUAAACAAUGUGUUGAAAAGAAAUGGACUAAUUGUAUAACUAAGCUAGAACAUAUUUAUUAAAUGCAAUACAAUGUCUGUAUAUGGGCUUUAUCUGAUUAUAAUGAAGAGAAAGAAGUAUGCCAUUGGAAAUAAAUAUAUUUUUAUUUUUUUUUUCUGUC